Molecule: messenger RNA, 753 nt
Organism: Ostertagia ostertagi
Lineage: Eukaryota; Metazoa; Nematoda; Chromadorea; Rhabditida; Trichostrongylidae
Source: the annotation of a GenBank genome assembly
AUGAGCCGUCUGCGUUCACACCGAAUCCGGCUCGGCCAGCAUCAGCUGUUCGGAAGACGACAAUCUCCGGAGGAUUCGGCUCCACCUAAAAAGAAUCCUCGCACCGAAGACGAGAGCGAACAGUUAAUCGUCGUCGAUGAUGGUGAACUCGCUGAACCGGCCGCUCGACGUCAAGUGAACGUGAAGAAGGAGCGGUGUACCUUUUGCAGCAAGGUGUUCACGAAUCGCUCAAAUCUGAUCGUACACCUGCGCAGUCACACUGGUGAGAAGCCGUACCAGUGCAAGCUGUGUCCGUACGCGUGUGCGCAAAGCUCGAAACUCACGCGGCACAUGCGCACGCACGGCCAACAGGGCAAGGAGACCUACCGAUGUUACAUCUGCCAAAUGCCGUUUUCCGUGCAUUCAACGCUGGAGAAGCACAUGAGGAAGUGUGUGGUGAACAGCAGUCAGUCGGCAGCUUGCGACGCUUCUCCAGCAGCGGAUCGACCUCGCCCGACUCCAUCGGCAUUAGCAGAUGCGACAUCCUUGCUGGCGCUCUCGAAUCCACCGCAACCUCCACCGUCUUCUGUUUCACAGAGCAACCAGAUCGUUCUCAAUUGGCUCCAGGGUUUGAACGUCUAUCAGCCCUGGCACGUCAAUCCGUGGCGUCAGUUGGAUCUGUUGGGGCGAAGGAGGAAUACCAGGAAGUUGACGAAGACAUGGAGAUUCAGAAGCUUCCGAGUUGAACGAGAGGCUCAAAAAGGAAGCGGCUGA